Messenger RNA from Porites evermanni, 22937 nucleotides. The record is from the annotation of a GenBank genome assembly. Lineage: Eukaryota; Metazoa; Cnidaria; Anthozoa; Scleractinia; Poritidae.
AUGAGAAAAGGAUCUAUACAACCUUUUAAAAGUACUGUUCAGCAUCGUCAAGGAAAGGUGUGUCUUAAGUCCCGGCCUUUGGAAACUUGUGUUUGCUAAAUCUCGAUAACGGACAAAAUCGUUGUUUUUAAAUGGAUUUACGAAUGAUGUCGUUUUGUGAUGACGAAAACAAAGGAUUCGCGCGCGCAGCAUUCUAAAUUCCAUAAUUGACGUACUAAUAAUUGUGACGUAGACAAUGGAAACUUUAAACUUUCCUACCAAUUAGCAAGAUGGUUUUCGCUUCUUUUUGGGUUGGUUAUAUCGCAGCCAACAGGCUGUGGAAUUUUUGCUUUCGUGCAAGGGUGCCUACAGCACUAAAAGUGAUACCUCAACAAAGGUAGUUUUGAAUUUUUAUUGUAUAUUUCAGCGAAAGAAAAGUACGUUCGUGCGCAACAUACGAGAUUAAGUUCAAACACCAAAGUGAAGUGAAGUCCAGUCAAAUUGAAGUCUUCCUCCUCUUUGCUAUUUCCUCCUCUUUGCUAUUUAGUUUAAAAGUGGACUUAGAUAAAUUUUUAAUUAUAGUACGCUUGUUGAUAAACACCUAAAAGGCCUUUUCGUGUUGAUUAGCUUUAUGAUCUUUUCUGAGACGCACUCGCGUUCGCGCUUUUGUUUUUGUUUUUGUUAAGGACAGCACGCGUUAAAAAAACGUAACACUUUGAAAAAAAUGUAAUUACAGUUCUAAGUGUUUUUGUUGGUUGCCCGACAAAUUGCAAAACUGAACAAAAAUAGUAAAAUUUCAGCAACAAAGUUCUUCCUAACGACAUUUAAAGAUUCCUUUUCUCGAUAAAGCUUCAAUCACUAAAAUAGUAUCGAAAGUUAGAAUGUUAUUACGGACGUUUAUGACUGUGUAAAAAUACUCGUUUAUUUCUCUUAUUUCUUUUUUUUUUUUAGGAUCAAGAAUAGUAAUCUUAAUAUAAGUCGGAAGAUAGAUCAAGCACAACAGACGGUAAUAAAAAUGUUUUAAUGUAAAAAUAACUGAUAGAUUUACAGUCUACCUUUUAAAACUACGUUCUCUGCUGUGCAUAUGGGAAAACUCUCUUUCCUAAAGGCCGCGUUACACUUGUCCAGUGGACAGGCAAAGAGGGCCUUCAGGAAAGAAGAUAACGUGCAAGGAGACAGGAUAAUUGGCUCGAAAAAAGGAUUGUCCUCUUAGUCCUCUCUUUGUUGCUAUUAGCAGUAUAAGGGUCCUGUUACCACUAAGUGAAGGUAACGUCGCAACUAAUUUAAUAAAGCGGCACCACAGCAAAGUAUUUGGGGGCUAAUAGUUUGUUCCUUGCGACAAAAAUCAAGUACAAUGCAAUCAAUAGCUUUAAAAUGUCAAAGGGUAAAGGGCCGCUACUUAAAAAAUAAGUAGCUUUAACUAUUCAUCUGUUCAAAUGUUCUAAAAGCACAGCCCGAAUGAAAAAUCCUAAUUAUGCUGACAGUUUCGAUGACUGGCAGCAAUCUUUAUUAAAACUAAAAACGUCACAGGUGUCACAGGCGCGGAUCCACACCGGUUUCCACCGUUUUACGGAAAUCGGUCAGGUUUUUCAUAAUAAAUAUAUUUUUAAUAAUAAUAGAAGAACUUUCCAAGUUGAAAUCUGGAAAAUGGUCUGUACAAAUGUUUUCUUUUUCCAGUUUACGGGCAUUAGAAAGAAACCGGGGAAAGGGAACUUCAGGGAAUUAAAACCCAAAAAAAUUCCCGGGGGUGCAUCCGGGCUCCUCCAGAAGCUUGCUCCCUCGGCCCCUCGUUUAGGAAAUCGGUCAGUAUUUAUCCUAGAUCCGCGUCUGUGUCAGUAGCCCUAAAUAAGCUUCUGAAGGUGAAGGUGCAAAGUCAAUCUGUCGAGUCCAACCCUCCUCCAUGGCUGGGGGUGGAAAUCAUUUGCGUCCACAUAGGAGCUGGUAUGCUCCCUUAUCCCUAGCCAUGGUAGGAGUUUCCGUCCUUUAAAUACGUAUGCUUUCGUAAAUCCAUCUCAACAACACCACCAAUAUUUUAUUUCCCUUAUUUUUUUACAAGAGUUCUCUUGAAGUUUUCGCUUUCCUGCUCAACUUUUUCGGGCUAUGCUUUAAGAACAUUUGAUUAGAUAUUUGAAAUUUCUAGCCUAAUGAAUUUCUUCAAGAGUAAACUAGUCAUCAUCUGGGCCUAGUUGUUCAGAAGGUGGAUAACGCUAUCCAGUGGAUAAAUAUCUAUCCAGUGGAUAUUGCAAUCGGUUUUCCUAAUACUUAUCCACUGGAUAGUGAUUUAUCCGAUGGAUAGCGCUAUCCGAUGUUUGAACAACCGGGGCCUGACGGACAACCCUGAGGCCAGUAGCCUCCCCUAUCCCCUCAGACUCCCCUCCCUUCAUAUAUCAGUGCACUGUUUUGCGGGUAUUUAAUACUACUAAAAGCUACAUGGAAGUGAAAUACGUCGAAAAAAGAUAUUUGAGGUCACGCCUAAGAACCGAACUCGGGACCAUUCUUUCACGGGUCAAUCCUUGUUUUCAAAGAAAAAUCAGCACUCUCCGCUUUGCAACUUACGUGACUCUUCGCUUUUAAAUUCACAGCUUCCUAUCCAAGCAUCUGCAAGCAGUGUUACUGUCAACACUGACAGGUUGGCGCCAGAGUGUGACGCUGCUUUUAAGGCGUGCACCGAUGUGGAAACCGUCCAAGCUUCUGCGCUUCAUGUUUCUAACUCAGAAGGAGUCUUGGCUAUUGGAGACAAUUUAUCCGAGGCUCAGAUAGUCCAGAAGACUGUCAAUGAGUUAAUUGAUAAUGUGAUUGCGGCCGUUGAAGCAAAGGUUCCAGUCGUCAAAGAAAUUUUGCAUGACAUCCAUCUGGAAGGUGACAAGCUUAACGGCAAAGCGCACGAGUGCAUGUUAGAGUGGGAUAAUGAUAGUUCAAUUAAUCCAGAAGCUGCAUCCGAGGCAGAGAUAAUCCAGGAGGUUGUCAAUGAGUUAAUUGAUAAUGUGACUGCGACCGUUGAAGUAAAGGCUCCAGUCGUCAGAGAAACUUUGAAUGCCCUCCAUCUUGAAGGUGACAAGUUAAACGGCACAGCGCACGAGUGUAUGUUAGAGCUGGAUAAUGAAAGUGCAAUUAAUUAUCCAAAAGUUGCAUCCGAGGCAGAGAUCAUCCAGGAUGUUGUCAAUGAGUUAGUUGAUGUGACUGCGACCGUUGAGGCAAAGGCUCCAGUCGUCAGAGAAACUUCAAAUGCCCUCCAUCUUGAAGGUGACAAGUUAAACGGCACAGCGCACGAGUGCAUGUUAGAGUGGGAUAAUAUACGUGCAAUUAAUUAUCCAAAAGCUGCAUCAGAGGCAGAGAUAAUCCAGGAGAUUGUCAAUGAGUUAAUUGAUAAUGUGACUGCGACCGUUGAGGCGAAAGCUCCAGUCGUCAAAGAAACUUUGAAUGCCCUCCACCUUCAAGGUGACAAGUUUAACGCCACAACGCUAGAUUUCAAGUUAGAGUGGGAUGAUGAAAGUGCAAUUAAUUAUCCAGAAGCUGCAUCCGAGGCAGAGAUCAUCCAGGAUGUUGUCAAUGAGUUAGUUGAUGUGACUGCGACCGUUGAGGCGAAGGCUCCAAUCGUCAGAGAAACUUCAAAUGCCCUCCAUCUUGAAGGUGACAAGUUUAACGGCACAACGCUCGCGUUCAUGUUAGAGUGCGAUAAUGAAAGUGCAAUUAAUCCAGAAGCUGCAUCCGAGGCAGAGAUAAUCCAGGAUGUUGUCAAUGAGUUAAUUGAUGAUGUGACUGCGACCGUUGAGGUAAAAGCUCCAGUCGUCAAAGAAACUUUGAAUGCCCUCCACCUUCAAGGUGACAAGUUUAACGCCACAACGCUAGAUUUCAAGUUAGAGUGGGAUGAUGAAAGUGCAAUUAAUUAUCCAGAAGCUGCAUCCGAGGCAGAGAUCAUCCAGGAUGUUGUCAAUGAGUUAGUUGAUGUGACUGCGACCGUUGAGGCGAAGGCUCCAAUCGUCAGAGAAACUUCAAAUGCCCUCCAUCUUGAAGGUGACAAGUUUAACGGCACAACGCUCGCGUUCAUGUUAGAGUGCGAUAAUGAAAGUGCAAUUAAUCCAGAAGCUGCAUCCGAGGCAGAGAUAAUCCAGGAUGUUGUCAAUGAGUUAAUUGAUGAUGUGACUGCGACCGUUGAGGUAAAGGCUCCAGUCGUCAAAGAAACUUUGAAUGCCCUCCACCUUCAAGGUGACAAGUUUAACGCCACAACGCUAGAUUUCAAGUUAGAGUGGGAUGAUGAAAGUGCAAUUAAUUAUCCAGAAGCUGCAUUCGAGGCAGAGAUCAUCCAGGAUGUUGUCAAUGAGUUAAUUGAUAAUGUGACUGCGACCGUUGAGGUAAAAGCUCCAGUCGUCAGAGGAGCUUUGAAUGUCCUCCACCUUGAAGGUGACAAGUUAAACGGCACAGCGCACGAGUGCAUGUUAGAGUGGGAUAAUGAAAAUGGAAUUAAUUAUCCAAAAGAUGCAUCCGAGGCAGAGAUCAUCCAGGAGAUUGUCAAUGGGUUAAUUGAUAAUGUGACUGCGACCGUUGAGGUAAAAGCUCCAGUCGUCAGAGAAACUUCAAAUACCCUCCAUUUUGAAGGUGACAAGUUAAACGGCACAGCGCACGAGUGCAUGUUAGAGUUGGAUAAUGAAAGUGCAAUUAAUAAUCCAAAAGCUAUAUCCGAGGCAGAGAUCAUCCAGGAGAUUGUCAAUGAGUUAAUUGAUAAUGUGACUGCGACCGUUGAGGCAAAAGCUCCAGUGGUCAGAGGAACUUUGAAUGCCCUCCACCUUGAAGGUGACAAGUUUAACACCACAACGCUAGAGUUCAUGUUAGAGUGGGAUGAUGAAGGUGCAAAUCAACCAGAAAAUGCAUCCGAUGCACAGAUAGCACAGGGAGUGAUCAAUAGUUUAGUUGAUAAUGUGGUUAAGCUCGAGACUCAUGGGGUUCCAGUCGUGCUCAAAAGCUUUAAUGAAAACUUGAAUGACCUCUCUGUUGAAGACGACAAACUCAACGGCACAGCUCACGAGUGCACAUUAGAAUGGGAAACCGUCGGUGUUUUUGAACCACAAACUUCAUCCGAGGCUGAAAGUGUUAAUGCAGUGACUGACAGCAAUUAUCAAGAAAAAGUUGUUUCUUGUGUUGCACAUGAAUUUGGUGCAGCAGAAGUGAAAAACAGCGCUGUUUGUAAAUCGUUUCCUGACUUUGCCAUCGAGUUGGAAAGUGUAGGUGGGGUCACUGAGAUACUCUUAGAAGAAGAAAUUGUGAACGUUACAGCUCAAGAUUUGACGGCAGAUGUAAGAACCAGCAGUGUUAGUGAACUGGAAAGCAUCACUAAGGCAGAGGACAUUGCUUCGGCAGCAGAAACAAUCCAGGCCGUCCUGUAUGAAUCAAAUGAUGUGAUCGAACUCGAGUCUGACAAUACAGUGGUGUUUGAAAGCGUCAAUGAAACCUUGAAUGAUAUCCCCGCUGAAGUUGACAAGCCAAGCAGUGUAGUUCAUGAGUUCACUUUAGAAUGGGAAGACGUAAGUGCCCUUAAACCCGAGAGAGCAGAGAAGUUUCAAAGUGUGACCGAAGUAACUGAAACUUUCGAAAAAGAAGAAGUUUUCUCUGACGUUGAACAUGAAUUCAGCCCAGCAGAAGUGAAAUCCAGAACUGUUAGUGGAUUGCACGCACCCGAACUUGCUUUUGAUUCACAAAGUGAAUCGGCAACCGCCGACAUUCCUCUCGAGUUGAGUCAUUUCGCAAAAAUCACUCACGAGUCAGUUCCAGCAAAAAAGGAUAGUGCGUUUUUCAGCGAUGGUUCAAAUCAGAUGGAGAAUGGUAAGGAUGACUCCACAAUCUAUGAUGAUGAAGUUCAAGCUGCAGAAGUAAAAACAGGCAACAUCAUUUUAAACGAAAGUUCGUUGGAAUUAAAAAGUGUAAGUGAGAUCGUUCAAUUUCCUUUAAGAAUAAAGACUGUGACUCAUCAACUCACUCCUGAAUUGCAACUUGUCAGUUUAUGACUAAGAGAUCAUUUGAUGGCAAGGAGAUCACUUGUGGCAAAAGUAGUUGACACACUUGCAAUUGCCAUGUGUCUAAAACGGGGGUGCUUUUAUCAGCAAUUUCAUUCAUUCAUUAUUUCAUUCUAUUUAAACGCCGUAAAUCCUCCUACCCCCGAAUCCAUGUUGUUGAAGUAAAAGAAAGACUUGAGGGUCUAAAAUGCAACAUUUAUUUUGGGGGAGUGGGUACACAGGGGAGGAGAGGAUAGGUAUGUCCACUAUGCAAAAAGGGGCCAUUUCAUAGAAGUGUCUCAACAAAUGUCCCUUAUUGUGGCUUGAAGUCCGAAAAAAUAAAUACAACUAAAGAUGCUCCAGUUCAUGUUUGAAAAUCAUUGGAACGAAUACUUCGUUUCAAUAUGUAUGUGUUUUUUUUUCGUCAGGUUGAUUAUGCAACUGAAUUCUCGGAUUUUAAAGAUCAUUUUAUUGCAAACAAGACUUUGUGCAACAGAGAUUUCGAACAAACUGGGUAAGACUUUCCUUCAACAGAAUGAGAAGGGAAAGUGAACGAUCUCUUCAUCCUUGACGGUAUUUACCAAGACACAAUACAAGAAUAAAAUCGAAAACCGAAUCUGUUAAAUUUGAUACUAGUAGUAAUCAAAGAUUAUUGUGUGUCGCCUUAGGGAAUUACCCUUACAAUUAGCUGGGUUGUUUAAAGGCCGAUUUAGACGCUACAAUUUUUGCUUACGACUAUCGUGCGCGACUAGCAUACGUCGUGACUUUCAACCAUCCACAACGCGUGCAAUUUAUACCUACGACAUCCGCAAUGUGCCGUACGAGUGUCGUGGGUCUAAUUUAUGCGACACGAUCUGUCGAGAAGUCGCAUGCUAAUUGCGCGCGAAAGUCGUAAGCAAAAAUCUUGCCGUCUAAAUCAGCCUUGAGAAACCAGGGGGGAUUCUCUUAUAUAAACCAUGUAGGUAUGUGCCGCCCCAAAAGGUAGGGUUUUUGCGCCGUUUCGGUCUCAAAACGGGAAUAGAUUUUGCUCAUUUUGUCUGGAAUCGGAUAUGGUUUCGAGGAAACUAUGGAAGUGUAUGAACGUAUUUUUCGUUUCAAUUCCGAAUGAAUCCGAAACAAAGGGUAAUAUGCGAAUUCGAAAUGGAUCUUAAGAAAUGUUUUUGUUUGAACUAUAGUCUAAAAAUGAUAACUUCAUUUCUACAUAUAACAAGUCUAAAAACGGGUAUGGAUUUAAGAGACCGGGGCUGAAAACGGGUGUGGAAAAUAACAUUUUUAAGUCUGAAUAAGAGACAGGAUUUGCAGAACUACCAAAAAUUACCGUCAAUACCCGCUUCCCCCGGGUAAGAAUAAACUAAAAAUAGUCAAUAGUUUCUUGACCAGGCUUUGAUGUACGGAAUAUUUAGAAAAGAAAGAGAUUUUAAUACGAAAAAAGUAAUAUGAAAUAUUUACGAAAGUUUAGCUCGCCUUGUAGUUUUCUAAGCGAAAGUCGCAACGCAAAACCACCGAAACACGAAGGGCACGAUGGUAUUGGAUAAUUACCUGACGUGAACAAUUGGUUAUAAACCGACAACCUCUUUUCUCGAUUUCUCGCACUAAGAAACAUGCACAGACUGCCCACGAAAUCAAAGAACACUCAACGACUCGAGUAAGGGUAUUUAGUGUACUAAAAUCGUGUUGUGACCAACUAGAAAGUGUUGGUUAUCGUUGCAUGUUUUCUUUUUUUAAAAUUUCAGCAUCACAGCAAACGUUUAAUAGAAACAUGUUUUAAAAAACGCUAAAGCCAAGGAAUUUAUCCCCGCGACGUCAUCUCAAGCAACUGGUGGAUUUGAAACAGAACUUCUGUCUUAAUCAGUUCGCCAGUUGCUUGAGAUUUCAGCAGACUUAAGCUUGGGUAUAUAUUGCUGUAGUUGAUACUCUGUAGAAUUUUUUGUACUAGAAUCUUUUUGGGACAACAUGAAACGUGUUUGUUAUCGUUGCAUCGUGUCUUUUUCUUAAAUUCCAGCAAACGUUGAAUACAUAUUAUACAAACAUGUUUUAAAAAACGCUAAAGCCAAGGAAUUUAUCCCCAUGGUGUCAUUUUAAGCAACUGGUGGAUUUAAAACAGAACUUUUGUUUGAAAUCCGUCAGUUUAUUGAGAUUUCAGUAGACAAGAGCUUGGGUAUAUAUACUACUGUGGUUGCAUUGAUAAUAUUUAGUAUUAAGUGUACUAAAAUCUUGUUGUGACAAACUGGAGCGUGUUGGUUAUCGUUUUGAAUCGUUGCAUAUUGGCUUUUUUAACCGUUUGAUAUUGUUUUCAGCAUCACUGCAAACACUGAAUACAAACACGUUUUAAAUGCCAAGAAACUGAGAAAUUUAAAACACUGUACCUUAACUCAAUUCUAAAAGUUAUCCUGAUAGCAAAGCUUGCCAAGUGUUACACUAGCUCAACUCCAACAAACUGUUUCAGAGUCCUAAUUAUCCGAACGUAGAUAAGUCUGUUCAGUCUCUGGUGUACUUUCCGGGCUUGCAAGCAUAGACAGAAGAGUCCCACAUGGCUCAAUUUUAGGUCCUCUUCUCCUUUUACACGUGCCUGUGACCAUUUAAAUCAUGAAGAAUGAAAGGGACAGCCGAUCCGUUUAAGUUGAAAUUACUUGAUCUAAAAUGUUCUUGUGUGUCUUGCCUCUUCUUGCCGGUGACAGGAUUCAGGACAAACUAAAACGUGUUGAUUAUCGUCCCUGUUGACUUUUUUAUAUUUCAGCACUGUCGAACAAGCUGGAUGCCAACAUUUUUUAAACGCUCAAGCCGAAGAGUUUAUGCCUUCUUUACGAGAAUUGGAUGGAUUUAAAACAAAUGAUUCUAACAGACUUGAGCUUGGGUAUGCAUUAAGGUAGGUGCACACAUAAAGGGCGAUUAUCAUUCUUGAGAACUAAACGAGGCACAGGCUCGAUUACCAGACCCUGUUAGGGAAAUGAGCCCGCGCUCCUCAACUAAACAGACGGCUGGACGGACGAAUUUGUUAUUGUCAAUUACCACCAAUCAGAUGGUUAUCUGCUCUAAUCGAGCAGGCAGCGUAAAUUUCCUUUUCCUGGAGCAGAUUUCAAACAGCGGGUACAAAAGUGUUGUUUGAUGUCGUGCGCGAUUGUGUUUUAGAGCGCUUUAAGCUUAUAUAAAAACCUAUUUACAUUUACAUUAGCUUGGAGAAGCUGGCAAAUGCUAAGAAUGUUUUUGAAAUUCAACCAACCGGAACUAUGGUUGUUGACAGCUAACGUGAAUUUAGAGAGAUGAUUGUCAAGUCCAUCGGUAAUGCAAGAUCAAUGUAAAUACAAUUUGUACGUGUUUCUGCUGAUUUUUACUAUGGCAAGUAUCAAAGCGGCGACGAGGCAAAACACAUCAUGAGUUCGGUAUUUAAUGACAUUCUCAUUCCAAAAGCUUCGUAACAACGCAUAAAUUAAAUAUUGAGUUUACGUCACAGACACGUUAGCCACUCACGCGUCCAGCCGUUUCUUCUCGAGGAGGACCGAGACAGCGGCGGAAAUCGAGCCCAAACUAAACGAGGCCUUGCAUGGUACGGAUGUCUUGGUCCUUUGAGAAAAAUUUGUCAAAAAUAACUAAGGUGCUACUUAUCUGAACGAAGACAAAUCUAUUCAGUCUCUGGUGUGCUUUCCAGCCUCAAAAGCCUUGAUAGAGAAGUCCCGCAUGGCUCCAUUUUAGGCCCUCUUCUCUUUUCCACGCGCCUGUGACCAUUUAAAUUAUGAAAAACUAGUGCAAGAAUAUAACAGAAACCCGAUCAGUUUUAUUUGAUGCUGUUGGAUCUAAAAUUUUGUUGUGUGUCUGGGCCUUGUUUUGUUUUUGUAACAGAGCUCUUGGUUCGCUAUAACGUAUUAAUUACCCUAAGGCUAGCUUGUUGUAUUUUUUGACAUUGCAGCAUUGCCGAUCACGCUCAAAGCCAACACACUUUAAAUCCUAAAGCAAAUGAAUUCCGCCCGUCGUUCGGCGCAUCUCAAAGACUUCAAACAAAUGGUUCCAACAGGUACGCAUUAUAUUUCACGCUAUUGCGCACUAUGGACUUUAAUUAAUUGUAAGAAAAAAAUGAGGUGUUAUAUGUUAUAGGUGUUCUGUAUCUUUGUGUUGAGAAGGAUUUCUUGUCAGAAAUUCAUAUAUCGUUAUGAUGCCAUAAUCAGUGACGUGAUCUCUCACUGGAAUAUUUGCAUGUAAACUAAAAUAAACGCUGUUCCUUCUCCUAAGAUUUUUUUGCCUCCAAGUAAACAGCGGCUAGGAUUCGAGCCAUUUCGAAGAUCAUUGUAGGGUGAUAGCAAUUACCUUUGCGCGAAUCUCGCCAGCUCAACUGCAACAAAGCAUAGGCUUAAGUAUCACAUUCAGUCAUUAGUGUGCUUUCGAGCUUCGCAAGUCCAGACAGAGAAGCCCCAUAUAGCUCAAUUUUAGGCCCCCUUCUCUUUUAGCAAGCGCCUGUGGCCAUUUAAAUCAUGAAGAACUUAUAUACAAGAAUAUAAUAGAAACCUGAUCCCUUUAAUUUGCCUCGCUUGUUCUGUUUUUUUUUUUUUCAUUUUAGCAAUGCCGAUCAGGCUAAAAGCCAACAUACUUUAAACCCUCACGCAAGGGAAUUCCGCCCGUCGCUUGAAGCAUCUGAAAGCUUUCAAACACAUGGUUCCAACAGGUACGCAUUAUAUUUUAUUCUAUUGCGCACUAUGAACCUUAAAUAUUUAAAGAAAAACUGAGGUAUUGUAUGUAAUUGGUGUUCUGGUUCUUUGAGUUGAGAAGGAAUUCUUAAUAGAAAUUCAUAGAACGUCGUGACACCAUAAUCAGACGUGGUCUUUUGACGUGCCCUCUCACUGGAAUGUUUGCAUGUAAACCAAAAUAAACGCCGUUCCUUCUCUUAGGAUCUUUCUGCCUCCAUGUAAACAGCCGCUAGGAUUCGAGCCAACUCGAAGAUCAUUGUAGGUUUUCCGGACAGCAAUUACCUUCCUGCGAAUCUGACUACCUCAACUGCCAUAAAGUAUUGGUUCGAAUAUCACAUUCAGUCUUUGGUGUGCUUGCAAGCCUCGCACGCCCAGGAAGAGGAGUGCCACAGGGCUCAAUGUUAUGCGCUCUUCUCUUUUUGCAUGCGCCUGUACCAUUUUAAUCACGAAGAAGUAGUACAAGAAUAUAAUAGAAUCCCGAUCCUUUAAUUUGAUGCCUUUCAAUCUAAAAUUUUUUUGUGUGUCUAGUCCUUGUUUUGCAGUUGUAAUAGCGCUUUUGGUAGAUUAAAACGCGUUGGUUACUCUCGCUUGUUGUGUUUUUUUUUUCAUUUCAGCCUUGCCGAUCAGGCAAAAAGCCAACAUAUUUUAAACCCUGAUGCAAGGGAAUUCCGCCCUUCGCUUGAAGCAUCUGAAAGGUUUCAAAGAAAUGGUCCAAACAGGUAUGCAUUAUAUUUUAUUCUAUUUCGCACUAUGAACGUUAAAUAUUUAAAAAACUUAGGUCUUGUAAGUGAUGGAUGAUCUGGUUCUUUGAGUUGAGAAGGAAUUCUUGUCAGAAAUUCAUAGAACGUUGUGACGCCAUAAUCAGUGACGUGCCUCUUUCCGGAAUGUUUGCAUAAACCAAAAUAAACGCUGUUCCUUCUCUUAGGAUCUUUCUGCCUCCAUGUAAGCAGUCGCCUGGAUUCGAGCCAACUCGAAGAUCAUUGUAGGUUUUUCUGUUAGCAAUUAGCUUCCCGCGAAUCUCACUAUCUCAACUGCAUAAAAUUCCGAAAAUAAGCCCUGGAGCUUAUAUUUUUGAGGGGCUUAUUUUUGGAGGGGCUUAUCUAAGGAGCGAAAUUUGCGUUUUAAAAUCGAUUGGGCUAGCCUUAUAGUUGGAAGUGAAUUUACCGUUUUUGCUUUGCUUUACUUUGUAUUUGAGGGUAAUUUUCCAAGUACAAGCCCCCGGGGGGCUUAUAUUUGGAGGGGCUAUUUAACAGAAGGUUUUUUGCGUUACCGGUUUGGGGGCUUAUAUUUGGAGGGGCUUGUACGUGGAGGGGCUCAUUUUCGGAAUUUUACGGUAUUAGCGUCCGUCUUUGAUGUGCUUUCCAGACUCGCAAGCUAAGGCAGAGGAGUCCCACAGGGCUCAAUUUUAUGCCCUCUUCUCAUGGUACACGCGCCUGUAACCAUUUUAAUUACGAAGAACUAGUACAAGAAUACAAUAGAAUCCCGAUCCGUUAAAUUUAAUGCCCUUUGAUCUAAGAUUUUGUUGUGUGUCUGGGCCUUUCUUUGCUUUUGUAACAGAACUCUUGGUAGACUAAAACUAGUCGAUUACCCUUGCUUGUUGUGUUUCAGACAUUUCAGCAUUGCCUUUCAAGCUCAAAGCCAACAUACUCUAAACCCUGACGCGCAAGAAUUUCGCCCGUCGUUUGGAAGAUCUGAAAGAUUUCAAAGAAAUGAUUCCAACAGGUACGCAUUAUAUUUUAUUCUAUUGCGCAAUAUGAACAUUUAUUAGUUAUAAGAAAAAACAGCUGAGGUAUUGUGUGUUAUAGGCGUUCUGGUUCUUUGAGUUGAGAAGGGAUUCAUGUCAGAAAUUCAUAGAACGUUAUGACACUAUUAUCAGUAACGAGGUCUUUUGACUUAGCCUCUCACUGGACAGUUUGCAAGUAAACCAAAAUAAACGCUGUUCCUUCUCCUAGGAUCUUUCUUCGUCCACGUGAAUAUCUGCUAGGAUUCGAGCCAACUCGUAGAUUAUUGUAGGUUUUCCUGAUAGCACUUAGCUUGCAGCGAAUCUCACUAGCUCAACUGCAACGAAGUAUUGGCUUACUUAUCAGAUUCAGUCUUCGGUGAGCUUUUUAGCCUCGCAAGCCCACACAGAGGAGUCCCACAGGGCUCAGUUUUAGGCCCUCUUUUAUUUUUGCACGCGCUUGUGAACAUUUAAAUUAUGACAAACUAGUACAAUAAUAAGAAAAGAAACCCGAUCCGUUGUGUGUCUGGACCUUGUUUCUCUUUUGUAUGGCAGAGCUCUUUGGGAGACUAAAACGCGUUGGUUACCCUUGCUCGUUGUGUUUUUUACAUUUCAGCAUUGCCGAUCAAGCUCAAAGCCAACAUACUUUAAACCCUGACGCGCAGGAAUUCCGCCCGUCGUUUCAAACAAAUGGUCCCAACAAGUACGCAUUAUAUUUUAUUCUGAGUAAAUAACCGAGGUAUUAUACGUUAUGGAUGCUCUGGUUCUUUGAGUUGAGAAGGAAUUCUUGUCAGAAUAUCAUAGAACGUUAUGACGCCAUAAUCAGUGACGUGGUCUUGUGACGUGUCUCCCACAUAUUCUGAAUGUUUGUAUGUAAACCAAAAUAAACGCAGGAUCUUUCUGCCUCAAAGUAAACAGCCGCUAGGAUUCGAGCCAUCUCGUAGACUGAUGUAGGUUUUCCUGAUUCAACUGCAACAAAGUAUUGACUUAAGUAUCACAUUCAGUCUUUUGUGUGCUUUCCAGCCUUGCAUGCCCAGAGAGGAGUCCCAUAGGGCUUAAGUUUAUGCCCUUUGCUCUUUUUACACCUCUCUGUGACCAUUUUAAUUUUGGGGAACCAAUUACCGGGAUAAAAUAGAAACGCGAUUCGCCGUUUAGUUUGAUAUUAUUUGAUCUUAAAUGUUGUAGUGUGUCUUGUUCUGUUUUUCUUUGGUUUAAUCAUAACCGUUCUCAAUAGCUUAAUACAUUCGUUUUCACCCCUUACUUAACACGCCUCCCUGUUUUUUGCGUGCAGCAUGCGAGAUAUUAAGCCUUGAGCCGGUGUAACAGUAAUUUUUUAACAAAAAGUUUCUUUCUACACAGCGACUUCUCCCAUUCAUUAUGCUUAUCAACCUAAACCUUCCUAUAUCUUGACAUCAAGCUGCUGAACAGCUGACAGGCUGGUUUACUUUUAUUCAGUUUUGAAAUCGUUAGCACCUUAUCAUCAUCAUUAUCAUCAUUAUCGUGAUAAUCGUUAUCUUCUUAAUCAUCAUCUUCAACAUUAUUCUUAACCUUUUUUGUCAUUUUCAUAAUCGAUCAUAACCAUCAACGUCAUCGUCAUGCCCAUUACAAUCGUCACUGAUACCUAGUGUUAAGGAUUAUUUCUUGUGCCUUUUUUCUAAAAGAAGUGUUUGUAAGAGCGAACCGGAAGUGCAUUUUUACCGGAAAUUACGUUACGCGCGGGAAGAUUGAUUGACAGUUUCAAAUAAAAGUCCCCGGAUUUAGGGGAGGAGCGCUUACGCCAUAGAAAAAACUCUUGUGUGGAUGUUUCUCUUUUUUUACGGGAUUUUUUCAAUGGGAACUCUGGACUUUUUUAGGAAGAGGACUGAGAAAAUUUAGGAACCUAAGGAGAAACACCUAGUUUAACAGAUUCCUGUUUUAUGGCCAUUUUUUUCGCAAGCAAUUUGUAUUCCUUUUUUCACUAUCCCAUACUCCUUCACUCCACUCCAUUAACAGCGUACGCUUUUUAAAAAUACCACAAGCCAAUACCCCGGAGCGAUUUACUCACUUUCACAUUACAUACGAACUGAUAUUUCAUUUUUUUCUUAAAUUUGACUGUCAAAGAAAGUUUUCAAAAACGGGCAAGUAAUAAAUGGAGGCCAGAAAAUAACAUUUGAUGUUCCGAUGAUAUUUGCUAUUCAUUUUUAUAUACAUCAUGCUACAGCUUCUUUUUGUGGGAAAAGAUUUGUGCAAACGCCGUUGCAUAGGCUAAGGAAGGGUAGUUGUGCGCAUGCUCUGGAUUAUAGGCUUCUGAAAUACAAUAAUCUUUUAAUAUUACUCGGUCCAUUUUUUAAAAAUUCUAAUUUUCUUUUUCUUGUGUUUACCAGGUGGUACUAGGGCUGAUUCGUCGGGGCCAGGAGCCCAUCUGGGCCUAUUGCGACUUCUGCAAGGAAUCUGUUUGAUGCGUACACUGUCUGCACUCAAAUGAGAUUCAUUAUAAGUUGUAAUUAUAUUUUGUGUCAUUUCAAAUUGUAUAUUUAUUAAAUAGUUUUAAUAAACCUUUUCUUAUUUUUGAAUCAUGGUGCUUCUAUUUUAGAUUAAUUAAGACGUUUAGGCUUGGUUUCCACCAGCGAUUUAACGACGAUCGUAAUCAUGAACAAAAUCUAGCAGGGAACGCUAUUAACGAAAUUUAUCACGUACAAUUAUCAUAAGAACAAGAUCGGUUUUUUUCAACCCUUACGACAAUGCCGAACGUAUGUAUCUUAAUACUUUUCAGCCUUCCGGGAUCCCGUUUAAAGACAUAGUAGACAUAACCAUUCUUUGUUUGCGAUUUUGAACUUUUUUGUAUAAGUCAAAAAAGUAUUUUAUUAGGUGCAAGUAAACGAAUGGAUAAAAAAAUAGCACUACCAAAAGCAACUUUUCUUUUUCUUUGUUGAGUCUAGUAAAGGAACAAUUGACUCAACAAAGGAAGCUGUGAACGGAUAAAAUCUAAUUACUAGUGAAAAAACUAUCCAUUAUAUGGUCAAUGAAUCCUUUUCCCUAGGUUUUCUCUAGUGUUAAAGAGACGGAGACGAGUGGCGAAAAUUCAGAGUUAACCCCCAAAAGAGCACAAAUCUGGGCGUGGCUUUGUUGCAAUUUUCACCCCUAAGGGAGACGAAGAGCCUCCCCUUCACGAGUCUGUGAGAGUCCACCCGCCGGGAUUUUCAACCUAAAUUUUUGUAACCUGAGAAAACAGCUGAUAUUUCGCGACGCCACCACUAGCCUGUGAACAGGCUCUCUUUUUGGGGAAAGGGUUAACUAAUCCCUCUUCCCGCGAUUUUUUCACCCUUCGCGAAACAGAGAGCCUGUUCACAGGCUAUGCCACCACUAGUUUCCCCGCAAAAUGACGUCUGUGUUAACGGGCAGACCACAAUUGUUUGUUGAUCUAGUAGGCAUGGGACUACACUAACGAGAACUAUGUGAGCCAUGAAAUGUGAAUCAAGAGCAAUAGGCUGAUUUAGCAACAGGACGGGGAAGUCAGUUGACAACGGGAAAGUGUGCGGAAAGGACUAAACACGACUUCCGGUGCUCAAUUUGCCGCUCUGCCAUUGGUCAAGCCAGUUGUUUGAUUUGCGCGCGCCGUCGUUAACUGACGUUCCCGUUCUGUUGCUAAAUCAGCCUAAUAAUCUGGGAGCGAGCGACUCCCAAACUAGGCCUAUGUCAAGGCGUUUUCACAGACCGAUUUAAGAGAAGAAAAUAUAAUUAAAGGUCUGAAAAUGCCAUUAGGCUUCCUCGCCAUCAGCUUUUUAAUAUUCAAGUUGUAUAAAUUAUAGCAAAACAAUAAACUUGAACUUUGAACAAUAAACAAUAAACAAUUUUCAGGUGUGUAGGUUUCUGUGGAUACAUAUGAACAAGGGAUAAAGGAUAUUCCUGUAUUUGUAUAGGCAAUAGCAUGAUUUGUAGUGAUAUUUGGCAUAACUACUAUGAGUGAUAUUUCAAAAAAUUGUUAUACGUAAUUUCGCAAGCCGUUAGGCAAGUAAAAUUUCAGACAAUUUUGAAAUAUCACGAGUGGUGUUUUUGCCAAAUGCACGUACAAGUCAUGCUAUUAUUUGUUUAUACCACUACCCACAAGAGGUUUGUAAUUUUCACAUGUAGGUAUUUCAAAUUAAGCUGAAAUACCUCUGCUCUGAGCCAAUCAAAUUGCAGAAAUUUCUCUAGUAGUACUCGUGGUAUUUAUGCCAAAUUAGCCUGUGCCAGGCUCUCAGAUAGUAUAGUGGGAACGUAUUAAAACGAGCAAAGCGAAAAUAAGACGGGCACAACUUGGGAAAGGGGGCGAUGUCUCUCCCCAGCCCCCGCGCGUUUUUCGCAUUUCUUAUUACUGAACGACUUUCCACCACCAUCUCGGAGCCUGGAACAGGCUAAUGCCAAAUAUGCUGUUACAAAUUGCACCGCCUCGACUACGCCCCUAAAGCCGCCUACUUUUAACUUUUCGUUGACCGCGCGAAACUGGAUCUUGUUGCUUGGUAACCUGGCAUUUCUUUCGUAAUGCAAUGUGUUGAUUUCAUGGGUGGCCAUCGUAGUCAAGCACAUCGCCAUGAAGUUUUACUGUACGAUUUGCAUGCUAAAGUAAGUACAUGAGUCUUGAAUUUUUUUUGAAACUUGCUUCAAUAGAUUUGACAUCUAAUAAAUUGGUUUUCCCGUUCGCAGAUUUAACUGGGAUCAAGUUACGAGUGCUUUUUGGCGGCGAUAUCCGAACCCGUUUAGUCGACACGUGCUAUCUGAGGAUGUCAUAGAAAGGUGAUUUUGCUCAUGUAGUUAAUUUCUGGAUGUGUCAGUUUAAAAUAUUUUAGCUAUGUGAAUAUGUCUUAUAUUUCUGUGGAAGCAUGCAGAGUGUCUUGUUGCUUUUCUAUUUCUGUGGCAAGUUGUAGGCUUUCGUGACAAGCAGCUCGUAAAUAUUUUUGUCCAUUGAUUGCGUUGUAAAUUCUAAUUUACAUAAGUCUUACUGUACAUUUCUUUCCAAACACUUUUUAGUGUCUAAUAAUGUGUAUGUGGUCUUGCCAUAGUACAUGUGCACUCUAAUUCCUUGUAGUCAUAGUCAAACUGGAAAUGAUAACGUCUAUUUUCUCAUUUAUUCUGUUUGAUAUUGACAUUGAUUGCUCGAUAUUUACGUUACAGUUGAAGAUGUACGAUUUUGUACUAUGAAGAUAUGCAAAAACUGUGUUAGCUACAUUUUUUCCUUGAGUAGCCACAUACUUCUCCCUUAAUACAGCUAGAAAUAGUGUUUUCAACUGGUUAUACUUGUCAAGUCUUCUUUUGAUAUUUGUACUUUGGUUUUGAGAAUUUAUAUUUGCAACAUUAUGUGAGGCUGUAGUAACAAGUAUGGGAACUGGCAGGAGACAUGUCCAUACAAGAGAUGUGUGUGCAAGUACAGGUUCUUUUUCCAUACAAUAAAUGUACUGUACAUGAUUAGUAAGUAAAGUUCAUAUCACUGGCUUAAACCUUUUCUUUCCUUAUUAACUGCAAUGAAAAAAAUCACACACACCAGAAAUCAAAUAUUACUUUUCUGUAAAAUUCCUUAAGUUAAGGAACUCUUAUUGAUCUUUUCAACCUAAGAAUGCAUUUAUUUUACCUAGAACAGCAACAUUAGUGGAAUACAUGAAUAUAGUUUCUUAAUCAUUUAUUGAAGAGAUAAAAUGCACCAGUAUUAAACUAUGCUGUAAAUAACAUUAUUGUCAUUUGUUUCAGGUCUUUAGUAGGCAAUAAACUUGUCACCAAAAAACUUGUAACGAAAACAAACAGUCCACCAAGAUGGGCAGAAAGGGUAAGCAACUGAUUUAUGAUUCUUCCUUUGAUCUUUGAUGCUAUAUACACAUAAAAUAGUGUUCCAAGGUGUGCAGAACAGUACUGCGUAAAUGUAGGUUGACAGUCACUGGCAUCAGCUCUUGAUGCUUUAGUCUUGAGACUCAGUUCUCAAUUUUGAGAAUCAAUGGUGACUAUUUAUACAUCGUAUAAAAUAAUGCAAUGUACUCUUUUCAUUUUUUCACACACUUUUUCUAAGUACCUCAUAUCGGUAAUUUAUCUAUAAGUGUUUGAAAUGAUUAUAUGACUGUGAACAAGGUGGUGGUUACUGUAAUCAAGAGUGGUCACUCAGAGUCAGUGUUUCUGUUAUUAUUUAUAUCAGUGUUUAUUUAAGUGUACAGUGGGACCUCUAUAUGUUUAAUGAACCUCUAUAUAACGAAGCCCUUGGUAUGACUAAUGACAUCACAGAAUUAUGGGACCCACAAUUUGGCGGGCCACGCAGAUCUACAGGUGCUGUUCCAUAAUGAUUUUCUUCACCAGCUCUGUAUAGUAAAAAUAUAUGGAAAAGAACCUCCAAAUGAUGAAGUAAACCUCAUUAUAGCAAACAUUUUCACCAGUCUCUUGGCCCUUUAUUUCAUUGAGGUUCCUUUGUGUAUGAUGCAAAAAUUUUUUAAUUGACAAUUCUGAACUUUGUGUCUCCUAAAAAGUUCUUGAAUUUGACCAUCCAAAAACUGCUUUUUCCCCUUCAGAAAUGUUGCAGAGACUCUAGGAAUGCAUAGAGGAUCAUGAAUGUUAGGCUAAGGAUAUCACAUGAUGUCAGUUGAUUUUCUCUAUCUUCAUUCUGGAUUCUGAUUGUUUUGUGGAAUUUACCAUUUUUUUAAUUUUCUUACUGUAACUAGAAAGUAUAGGGAAGUAAAUUAAAUGAAGAUUCUGAAGAUGAUUGGCAAAUUAUGGACAAUGACAAUCCUUGGUUUUGCUGCCAUGUUGUAAAUUGUUCUAUAUUCUUGACAUUCUUGCAACCCAUUCUAUGUCAUAUACUUGUCAAUGUGAGUGACAUGAUAGGGUGGACAAAUUGACAAGUAUGGGAAUAAAAUAGGUUUUGCAAGAUUUUUGACCAGUUUUAAUUUGAGAGACAUAUUUUACACAAAUGUAAGAAUAAAAAGCGACCAAAAAAAAAUCGUGUCUUAAAUACUUCGAAGAAAUAGCCUGAUGUAUCUAUAGGAGUAUAUAAACUGCACAUUAACAAUUUUUUUGUCACUGCAUCUUUCAUCAUGGCAGUGCUUUUCUUAUUGUUUUGUAGUUUACAAGUGCAAGAGUUGCUUGUAUCGUGGAAGAAUCAGUAGUAGAUCCUGAAGCUAAAACUUUAACAACAUACACAAAGAAUGUGACAUUUACCAGACUCAUGGUGGUGGAGGAAAAAUGUGUUUACUCAGUCCAUCCCACAAACAAAGAAUGGUGAGUGCUACCUUUUUCAGCCCUUCAUACAGUUCUCUCUCCAUUUCUUGUGGUGCUAAUGAAAAAAAUUUGCAUGAAAUUUGUUUGAAGCAUUUCACACCUUUUAGAGGACUGUAUACAAUCCUUAAUAAAGAUAUGAGGAUGGCAACAGCAGGGAAAAUAUUGUUUGAAAUUAAAAGUGAAUUUGUGGUUUUUCAAUCUUCAGUGCAGUUACUCCAACUUGCUUACUUUGCCAAAAGUAUACUUUUGGCAAAGUAAGCAAGUUGGAGUAACUGCACUGAAGUAUUGAAAAACCACAAAUUCACUUUUAAUUUCAAACAAUAUUUUCCCUAUUUUCCCUCCCUGGAUAUAUCCAAACUAUUGUGGAGUUGAAUCACUAACAGCCUUAAUUAUCCAAGUUCAGAAAGAGAAAGAAGAGUUUUUUUGUUGCUUUUUUACGUGCUGUAUAAAACAUGAAACUGGGCAUUUUAAUGUUGUACUUAGUCAUGUAACAGUUAACAUCAAGUGGUACAUUUGAGGUUACAUUCUAUCACAAACUUAACUCUCACCCCUUCUAAGAACAGGGUGCGCCAAAACUUAUGUCCGAUUGUCCUGGACAGGUAGAAAUUUAGUUCUGACAUGCAAACCUUUGACAUGACUUGUCCAUAGGACAAGCACAUUUUUAAUAAUAUUAGAAAGAAUAAAGAAACAGUUGAAAAUUGUCUUCAAAUUACAAUGAAAUUAAAAUUCAUCUUAAAAUUAGUCACAACAGCAAACCUCAUACUUAACAUUUAAUAAGGUUAAAUAUUCCUUUAACUUGGCCACUCCAUGAUCAUUUCAUUUGUUUUACGAGCUCCAUUUUGGGUGUAAGUCAACAGCGUUCCAGUUAAUUCUUUCAAGUGGGGGGUCAUGUAGACCAUCUGAGGGGUCAACCAGACCACGUGCUAAUUUUUUUUAGUCAUAUUUAACUUAACACUUGUAUGUCAUCUGUCAGGUCUGCCUUGCCUUGAAAUAGAGAUGUGAGGCUAAUCGGAAAGGGCCUAUUUCUCACAUGACUCAGCUGUUGAUUAAAAUAAUGAAGUAAUCAGAUACACAACUAGGGUUUGCUGAACAAAAUUCAUUUACAUGUACUUUGUCUGUGGUUUUACUCCGUUUUGUUCCUUUUUUAACUCCUUUUUUUCAAAGUUUCUAAAAAAGCAACAACUUUGAGUGGUAUUCCCAAAUUUUCUGAUAUUUUUUUUUCUGGAAAAUUCCAUUCCAUUAAUUCAUUAAUUUAAUUUUGGUUAUCAUAACUAUAACAAAAUUAUUGAUAGUUUAAGCUUUUCUAAAAUUGAAACACUGAUGCAUACUGUCCAAUUACACUUUCCUAUUAAUGCCGAGAUCAGGACAGUUCAUGAUAACCAAUCAGAUUUGAGAAUUCUGUAAUAGUUAUAAGAUUGAAAGACUCAACCACACCUACUGUUUUUUAUAAUGUUGUUGUAAGCACCAAUGAAAGUUAGUUAGCAUAUUUUAAAGAUUCAACUUUUCUUGAACCAUUUUAGGCCUGUAUUGUUUCAAAAUUCAUUGCUACUUCUUGUUCCAGGGUUACAUGUCAAAAGCAGAGCUGGGUUUCAUCUAAUGUCUUUGGAUUUUCAAGAGCAAUAGAAAGAUUUGGAAUUGAAAGAUAUAAGUUAAAUACAUCUAAGGUAUGUAUCGUAUGAUACAUUUUUUCAAUGAAAGUUUGCUUGAUUGCUCUAAAUAUGUUAUAAUUUCGAGGUGCGUCACAUAACCGAGUAUCUUUGCUUUGUAUCUCUUGCUUUCUACUUUUUUUUAACCUUAAUUUAAUUGCAGUUAUUUUCUUUUCAUAUCAUUCCUGGCCCGCCUAGACUAACUACAGCUAUUUAUGGUGCCAGGACACUUGUAAAAAUAUUCUUUACAAAAUUUAUAAUAAAGUCUUGAAUCUUUAAUCUUGAAUCUUUGGGCAGCAAAACAAAAUUAAGUCAAAUUUUUUACUCUAAGAGCUCUAGCUGCUCACCUUCUUUUUAGUUAUAAGUUUUCAAUGACUUCUACAUCUUCUAAAGCUGAUAUUAAACAAUGAACGAAUCAUUUUGCAUUCAAAACAAAUCAUCUGGCAUCGAUUGUUUUGAUUGAUUUUUUUUAAAAAGCUAAAACGUUUAUUUUUAAAAAGUGAUUAAUGAGUUUCAACUUAUUAACAGACGUCAGCACAGAAUUGACCUAAAACAGCACCUCUUUAACCUUUUCACCUCCUGGCCCAGUCAUGGUGCAACCAUUCAAAUGAAACCUAUUUUGGCAGUAAUUGCACAUGGUACAAUUCAAUGUUCAGCAUACGUAUCUGGGGAACUGCCCAUCUGCCCCUCCCCUAAGCCAACAUUUUGCCCUAAGUGAGAAGUAAAUGUCAAUGUUGGCUUAGGGGAGGGGUAGGUGGGCAAUUUCCCAGAAAGGUAUAAUGGUCCGAUUAAAUUGCUGUUCUAAAACCAAUAAAAAUACAAUGGAAGCUGUCAUGAGCGGACACCUGCAGGACACACAAAAAAGGUGUCUGUAACUUGGGCUAACUGCUUUUGGGAAUUUAAAAUAACAGAGUUCAGGGCUGUCACUAAGAUUUGAAGUUGCCAGGUAAAUACAGCAAGUAGACAGGGAACAGCUAGGGAUUUCUUUUGGUUCUAUUUUUCUUCUAUUUCCCUAUGGAAGAAGCUGGGGGCCAUGUUCUUAGUAGACAGGGGAAAUCCCCAGCUCCCGCGUCUUAAUGAGAACUCUGGAGUUUAUAUGGCAGCUAAGAAAAAUGGAGUUUUGUGAAGGCGUGCAUAAGUAGAGCUGUCUGCUCACAAGGGUGUAGCCAGCCCAUAGACUUGUAGGCCCAGACCUACAACUUUUUGAUCACUUUACCGCUUGCAAUAAAUUAUGCAUUGUUGGGGAGAGCUUAAAAGCUUAGAGCUCAAAGUGUUGUCGAGGUCAGUGCGUACUAGUCAUGCAUGCAAUUUUCAGGAUGUGUGGAAAUGAAAGUCAGCCAGGCUUACAACUAGUUUGAAAAGCUGGUUACGCCCCUGGCGUACGAGGGUGUCCUUCGGACAGCUUCCACUGUAGGUGUUUUGGUGAACUCUUUCCUGGAGAAAUCACACAAUGUGCCGCAUAAUAGAUCUUUCUGCCGCAAAAUGGGAGCUCCUGGAAAUUCCGCAUAAUUUCCUUAUAUUUUUCACACCCUUUCCAUGGGCUGUAGCCUGAUAUAUCGAUUACAUUUUUAGAUUUGUCCUUUCUUACUUUAAGCACCAACCGUAAGGAUUUGUUGUUUGUUUUCAGGCAUCAAAAGGCCUACAGUCAAUACUGGAGAAGUUAUAUGUUCCUGAAAGGCCACAUAUUCCUCUUGCCCUGCCUGUACCACAGAUUAGUUGA